CAACACCUUUAGUUAUGGCCGUCAGUCAGUUGGAAUAGAAGCCAGUGAUCGUUGCUAAAGUUUCGCGUUAAAAAUUUUAAGUUUCUUUUAUUUACGUGAUUUAAUGUGAAUUAAUUUAAUUUUUUUAACUAUAUUUGUGCGAUUGUGAAUUGAAUGGUGAUAACAUUGGUCGUAAUUUAACUCGUGGAAUGUUUAUUGUGCCCUCAACAUAAUAGGAUCAGAUCAGUGUUCACUAAGUUAUUAUUGGAUUAUUGUUUGCUGUUUACACAUUUAUAACGUAGCGCAGAUUGUGUCGCACCCGUAACGUGCAUAGAUGAGACGCCGGUAGGUGACACCAGGCGAGCGACGCCACGCUGCGUGAAUCUUUAACUUAGGGGCGGUGUGUGAGUGUCGCACCGCCAUGUCGCACCACAGCGACGAGCAGGCGCUGCUCACGGUCACCUCCGACUCGUUCUGGGAGCCGGGCAACUACAAGCGCACCACCAAGCGCGUGGACGACGGACACCGGCUGUGCGGCGAGCUGCAGGCGCUCGUGCAGGAGCGAGCCGACAUCGAGAAGACGUACGCGAAGAGCCUGCGAGGAUGGGCCAAGAAGUGGAACGACCUGAUUGAGAAAGGACCAGAAUACGGCACGAUGGAGGCCGCGUGGAAGGGCGGCAUGGUGGAGGCCGAGCGACUCUCCGACCUGCACCUGAGCGUGCGUGACCGCCUCGUCAACGACGUCAUGGCGCAAAUCAAGAACUGGCAGAAGGACACGUAUCACAAGUCAAUGAUCCAACUAAAGGAGCGGAAAGAAAUGGACGAAGCGUUCAAAAAGGCGCAGAAGCCGUGGGCGAAACUCCUGCAGAAGGUCGAGCGGGCGCGGCUGGAGUACCACACGGCGUGCAAGCAGGAGCGCACCGCGCAAAACCAGGAGAGGAACGCGAGUGGGGACAGCUCGCUUAGUCCGGACCAGGUGAAGAAAAUGGCGGAGCGCGUGGCCAAGUGUCGCGAGGACGUGACCAAGAGCAGGGACAAGUACCAGGUGGCCCUCAGCGAGAUCACGGCGUACAACCCGCGGUAUAUAGAGGACAUGACCGGCGUGUUCGAGCGCUGUCAGCAGAUGGAGGCGCAAAGGUUGACCUUCUUCAAGGAUGUGCUGUUCAGCUUCCACAAGUGCUUGAACAUUAGCCAGGAGCCCACAUUACCACAAAUAUACGAAGAGUUCCACCACACGAUAAACAACGCGGACCACCAGAAGGACCUCAAAUGGUGGGCCAACAACCACGGAGUCAACAUGGCCAUGGCGUGGCCACAGUUCGAGGAAUACACGGAGGAGUUCCGGGACAUCGCCAAGGGCAAGUCGAAGGAGAGCCUGCCCACCGGACCGAUCACGUUGCUGAACCAACGGCCCGUCAGCGAAGACGAGCUCCCGCCAAUUGUGAACAGCAAGAUGAGCAAGGCAGCCAACCACACGGAGCCAGCGCCGGUCAAUAACACCGCGUCACAGAACAGCACCGCUAACAAUACCAUAGAUAAAAAAUCCAUCAGCGCCCCCAUCGCGGUCACGAACGGCACAGCGUCAGCGCCCAAGUCGAAGCAGUCCUCACCCGCUAAGGAAGCGGGCGCGCGGCAGGACAACCCGUUCGAGGAGGAGGAGUGGGACGAGGAGUCGGCCGGCGCGCUCACCGACACCGGCGAGCCCGGCGUGCCCGUGCGGGCGCUGUACGACUACACCGGCGCCGAGAGCGACGAGCUCAGCUUCCGGCAGGGUGACUUAUUCGAGAAAUUAGAAGACGAAGACGAGCAGGGCUGGUGCAAGGGCCGCAAAGAUGGCCGCGUGGGGCUCUACCCCGCCAACUACGUGGAGCCCGUGGGACACUAACCCCAUAUGGGAUCCAAUCCGGUGGGAUUCGAGCCCCACUUGGGAUCCGCCCCGUGGGAUGCAACCCCGUGGGAACCGACAACCCACUUGGGAUCCAACCCUAUGGGAUCCGAGCCCUUGGGAUCCGACCCCAUAUGGGAUUCAGAUCCCAUCUGGGUCACCAGCCGCAUUUGGGAACUAACCCCGGGAACUCACGCAACUGGCAACCAACGAAGGGAACUUUUACACUAAGUUAUGAUUGUGUAGUAAUUUAGUGACACAUUAAAUCUGUGCGACUAUGUUUGUGUUCAUGAGAUUAGGUUUUUUAAAUUGUUCCUUUGAAGGUAAAAUUAUAAUUUUUUACUGUUUUGGUAGUGAAAAUCUUAAUAAAUUAUUUCGUUUUCAUUUUGUUUGUUAUAUUUCUUACUUUUUGACGUUUAGAUCUUUUCAAGAACACACGUUUAUCUCUUCGAGUAAAGUCGUUGUAACUGCAGAUUAUAAAAAAUUUGUCGACCAUUUGUAAAAGAUGUAACUGAUUUCUGAAAUACUUAGCAAAUUACAGAAUAAUAAUCGAUGCUAUUUUAAAAAUACAAAAAUAUAUUUACUAUUCAAUCCUUAUUAGUGUUGCAAAUUAGUAAAAAUAUUUAAUGAAUGUUUAGAAAAUAGUCAAUUGUAUAUCAGGAGAGAUCUACGUUGUUACAUGAUGGAUUUAUUUAAAUAUCGAAAUAAAGCGUUUUCCAAACAAAUAUCAGCGAUGGGCAAUUAGUUUAGAUGUAAUUUACGUGUUUGACAUACAACAGUAUAAAUGAAGUAUAAGGCUGGUUGCAGAGCUUGAUCGACCGUCAGUGCGUACCGUCGGUCCUGCUAAUGCGCAU
This is a messenger RNA of Colias croceus (clouded yellow), 2718 nucleotides long. It is a transcript of the gene Synd, whose product is annotated as protein kinase C and casein kinase substrate in neurons protein 1. Gene Ontology annotation, cellular component: cytoplasm; endosome; plasma membrane. The coding region runs from base 401 to 1864 and encodes 487 amino acids. The record is from RefSeq and is a predicted model, not a curated record. Gene Ontology annotation, molecular function: phospholipid binding; protein binding. NCBI's taxonomy places the organism in Eukaryota, Metazoa, Arthropoda, Insecta, Lepidoptera, Pieridae. Gene Ontology annotation, biological process: regulation of endocytosis; plasma membrane tubulation; cytoskeleton organization. The transcript is spliced from 11 exons.